AUGGAUGAAAAAGGCAAGUUUGUUUUAAGACCAAUUGGUCGUAUAUUAGAUGAAGAUGAACCUGGAGAUGAUGAAGAUUUGUACCGAUUUUGGUUCCAAAAACAAGUUUUUACAUCUGAGAGACACUGUAGUGUUUUGAGACCUUGUACAACUAUUGCUCAGACGUGGCGCAUGAAGGAAAGAAUGAAAACUGUCAGUGUUGCUUUAGUUUUGUGCCUGAAUAUAGGCGUUGACCCCCCAGACACUGUUAAAAUAUCUCCUUGUGCCAGACAACAAUGUUGGAUAGGUUUGUUGGAUGUUAAUGGUGGAAAUGUUCAAAAACCUAUUGAAAUUAUAGGAGCAGCACUUCAAAAGCAGUAUGAAAGAUGGCAACCAAAAGCCAGGUACAAAUUAAGUCUAGACCCGACUACUGAUGAUAUCAAAAAGUUAUGUCAGUCCUUGAGAAGGAAUGCUAAAGAUGAACGAGUUCUUUUUCAUUACAAUGGACAUGGCGUCCCUAAACCUACUUCGAAUGGUGAAAUUUGGGUUUUCAAUAAGCACUACACUCAGUAUAUACCACUGUCCGUGUGUGACCUCCAGAUAUGGAUGGGCAGUCCCUCUAUUUAUGUAUUUGACUGUUCUAAUGCUGGUAACGUUGUUGAAUAUCUUAAUAAUCCUCACGUAGGGGGAACGUACAAAGAGUUUGAUUUUGCAAAUGAAGUAACGUAUUUUUUGUGUAUAUACUAUCCUGCAUUUAUUUCGGUACCUCCGUCAAUUUCUUCACCUUAUUCGUACAUCUUAUUAGCAGCAUGUCAGGCCAGUGAAAUUUUACCUUUAUGUCAACAUUUACCUGCUGAUCUAUUUACAUCUUGCCUGACUACACCCAUCAAAGUUGCUCUUAAAUGGUACGCUCUUUCAAAAAGUCGCAAAAUAGUUCCAAGUUUUACUGUGGAAAUGGCAGAUCAAAUUCCAGGAUUACUUAAUGAUCGUAGAACAAUGCUUGGUGAAUUAAAUUGGAUCUUUACAGCUGUCACCGACACCAUUGCAUGGAACACACUAUCUAGAGAAUUGUUUCAAAAGCUUUUUAGGCAAGAUCUUCUUGUUGCAAGCCUAUUUAGGAAUUUUCUUUUGGCUGAAAAAGUAUUAAACUUUUACAACUGUUCUCCUAUCUCAAUACCUCGAUUACCAUCUACACGUCAUCAUUUUAUGUGGUUGGUCGUUAAAUAA
This is a messenger RNA of Helobdella robusta, 1206 nucleotides long. RefSeq lists its product as hypothetical. Gene Ontology annotation, molecular function: protein-macromolecule adaptor activity. The record is from RefSeq and is a predicted model, not a curated record. The transcript is spliced from 9 exons. Bases 1 to 1206 code for a protein of 401 amino acids. Gene Ontology annotation, biological process: positive regulation of protein serine/threonine kinase activity; positive regulation of cell growth; cellular response to starvation. Gene Ontology annotation, cellular component: TORC1 complex; cytoplasm. NCBI's taxonomy places the organism in Eukaryota, Metazoa, Annelida, Clitellata, Rhynchobdellida, Glossiphoniidae.